CUGCUGCAGCCGCUGCUGCUACUGCCGCUGCGUCCCCUCCCUCUCUCUCUCUCAGUAGUUAGAGAUCGGAGAAAACAAAAAGCAGACAAUAUUAGCAGUGAAGUAGCAACGAAGCCAGCAUAUCAAGAACGGCCCUUUUACUGCUCUACAAGGAUAGAAGUAACUCUCUAGAGGGCAGAGGGUAGACGAGGAGGAGGCGAAGGGGGAUCGAUCGAUCUUGCUAUGGAUUUAAAACUUCCAGAGGAGGGAGCAUGGCAGGAUUCUCUCUAGGUGGGGGAAGCAGGCAAGGAGGGGAAGAAGGUAUCCCACCUGAGAGCUUAUUCCUCUACGGCAGCGGAUCAAGCGGCGUCGGUGGUGGUGGCAGUAGAAACGAAGAGAUCACCUACACGAGAGGCUUCGAGCUAUGGCAGCAGCACCAGCAGCAAAUCCAGCGGCAGCAGCAGCACCAUCUGUACACCUCCACCCCCGGGCUCCUCUCGUUCUCGGAUGAGCCGCUGCAAGCUGGUGGAGCUAUUGGCCGCACGAUAAGCAUGAGGGGCAGCGGCGGAGGGGGGAUGAGCUGCCAAGACUGCGGCAACCAGGCCAAGAAGGACUGCGUCCACAUGCGGUGCCGGACCUGCUGCAAGAGCCGCGGCUUCCAGUGCCCCACGCACGUCAAGAGCACUUGGGUCCCAGCUGCGAAGCGCCGCGAGCGCCAGCAUCAGCUCGCCGCCGCCGCUGCCCUUCAGCAGCAAUCUCAGCGUCUCCGAAUCGGUGGAUCGACCAGCGGAGCUCCCACCGGAGGAAGUGGAGGUGGUGGCAGUGGAGGAGAGCCUUCCAAAAGGCCAAGGGAGAUAGCCACCCGCCUCCCCACCGCCAUCACCACCACGUCAUCAGGAGGCGGCGGGAUGGAGGCCGUGAGCUUCCCCACCGAAGUGAGCUCGCCGGCAGUGUUCCGGUGCGUGCGGGUCAGCCCGAUGGACGACGCCGAGGACGAGUUCGCAUACCAGACCGCCAUCAGCAUCGGUGGGCAUGUGUUCAGGGGCAUCCUCUACGACCAGGGCCCGGAUUCCCAGUACCCUUCGACUCCUCGCGCCCUCCACGGUGAAUCCUCGUCCUCCACGGCCGCCGCUGCUAUUACCACCGCAGCUGCUAUUGCAACUAGCCUUCCUGCUGCACCCACUAGCUCGACAACCCCGGCGGCUUCCACCGGAUUAUUGGAUCCAUCCGCCCUUUAUACCACUCCACUUAGCGCCUUCAUGGCGGGCACCCAGUUCUUCCCGCACCACCCAAGGCCUUAGAGAGCUAAGAACUCACCAAGGCUGGCAAGGUAGAUCAUCAUUUACAUCUAGAGCUAAGCUAGCUAUGUGCUUCUUUCAGAAUUUAGAACCAGUGGUAGUGUCUUAUUCUUGUUUCCAGUUUUCUAUAUAUCUUAGACGAUGUGUCCUAUUAAA
Messenger RNA from Musa acuminata AAA Group (dessert banana), 1433 nucleotides. Its product is annotated as protein SHORT INTERNODES 1-like. Gene Ontology annotation, molecular function: DNA binding; DNA-binding transcription factor activity. Gene Ontology annotation, cellular component: nucleus. The record is from RefSeq and is a predicted model, not a curated record. The transcript has 3 exons. The coding region runs from base 252 to 1280 and encodes 342 amino acids. Gene Ontology annotation, biological process: positive regulation of DNA-templated transcription. NCBI's taxonomy places the organism in Eukaryota, Viridiplantae, Streptophyta, Magnoliopsida, Zingiberales, Musaceae.